GUCUCAGAUAUAAAGGGUUCAAAAGUGUCAAAGCAAGGUGGCCCAGCUGUCCUUCAAGUCCCUCUGAAGGUUUGGUGAGCUUGGGUCAUAUGUAGUCCUUGAUAGGAUUCUAUUUUCCCCCUUUAUCUCUUGAGGUCUUUGGACUGGUCACUGUUGGUUGUCUGCAUUGUUAGGACUGAAAUCUAUGCCUGUGCAAACAAGAAACAUCAAAAAUGUAGGGUCGGGAGUUGUUAAUUUUGUAGUUCUGCUGCCAUUGCCCACUGAGAACUUCUGAGAUUUCCAUUUAGAAGUGGCAGUGUGCAGAAACAUGUCUCGAGAAGAAAGGGAAGGUAUUUCCCAGGUGGAGAUUUUAAACAAUGGAACCCUGACAUCUCCCUUUACACUUUUGCUUCCUUCCUUCUUAGUUCUCAGAGGAGCCCUGCUUACUGCAGAGGGUUUGGACUAGAUGACCUUUAAAGGUGCAUCCCAACACAAUACAUUCUAUGAUUUUAUGAGUUUCUUAAACUAGUGAGACAAACAAGCUGGUUAGAUUUACUGCUUUUUCACCUCAUAAAAGUGUCCUCCACAAGAACAGGGUGAGAGGGAACUAAGUGGUCUUCAGUAGUCCUCUUCUGAGGACUCUGGAAAUUCAUUGAGAGCUUUCUUCAUUCUUCAGAUGCCUGCACAUUUCUGGUACUGCUGCCUAAGUGUCUUUUCUAUACCAACUGUAUCUCCAGCUGUUUCAUAUCCAGAGUUAUGAUGGCUAUAGAUCUGGGAGACAACAGCAGCCUGUGUUUAUACAUUCUUCUAAACAGACAUAAAAUGCACCUAGGAACUCUGGGAAAAAUUCAAGCAGGAUCUAAACCGAGUUGGAUAAGUUACAUUCAAGUUCUGCCUUGAUUUUUACACUUAGAAGCUACAUGAUUUUGAUUCAUUCUUGGUUUGCAAAAUGAUUCUGGGGCCUUGCAGGAUGGUGCUGAAAAGUGCAACACUUUGUCCUUAUUAGUUUCCACUUCAGGUAUUGUUUGAAGAGGAAUGAGUUUAUCUUUGAUUGUUUUUAAUCAAUAAAAUGUACUUAUCUGUAAGUGGAGUUUGAUAAGAAUCAAAUACAGCAUGAAAGAACUGGUUAAUCUGUUGUUAAUGAAAAGUUUUAUCUUGAUGACAACAUCUUGAUUCUGAGAUAUUUGCUUUUCAGCAUUAGGACACAAACUGCUUCUGUGUUCAUCUACAAAGAAAUCUGCUGGGUGUAUAAGUUAACUUUAAUAAGCCUUGCAAAUGACUGUAGUUAAGAUAGUCCUCCAAAGAGGAUGGGUAAGUGCUAUUACUGUUGUGAAAAUGAAUAUGGACUUGGGAUCUGCAGAAGAGGAAAGUAUCCUAAAAAUAAUUUGCUAUUCAGAAACAGCUUUCACUUCACUUACAUGUGGAGCUCUCGUGAGGAAUCUGUACUGCACUUCAUAAUCACUACUAGCCUAAUUGAGUCAAUGAGAUUACAUCUGUAAAACUAGACUAUGUAAAACCAGAUACAAUUCCACAGUACCCACUGAAGUCAACACAUGUUCUGCUGAAUUCAGUAGAAGUGAAAUUGGAAGAUUUUAUGUACAGCAUUCAAUAAAAGCUGCAAAUUGACCAAUACCAAUGUAUAAUUGAGCUCCUGUAGUUGGGCUGUCAUUUAAAUUCCUUUCUUGCAUUCAUUGUUCAUCUGCACCUAUAUGGUUUAAUAUGGAAUCCUGAGCCAGUUCUUCAUGAGAUAGAGUCUUAACUGGGAACCACACUUGGGAUUUUGAAUAUGCACAUGUCAAGAAUCAGCCAAGAAGUUUGUGGAAUAAUUGCUAUACCUAAUGAGUUAUGUCUUCAGUCUCCAUGUAAGAACUGUGCUCUGGGCUUCUUCUGCAGAGCUCAUGCACAGAGCUUUCACUGGCUCUUUUUACUAUCAUCCAUUUGCAGUACAGUCUGUACAACCACAGUGGAUAACAGCCACCGUGAGCCAUUGCUUCAAAGUAUUCACUAGAGUGAAAAACAAGACUGCACAGCAUUUGGAGGUAUGGACAAACACCGUGGUCAUCACAAAAUCAUGUGCAAGAGUAAGUUCAACAGAAACGAUGCUGAGGCUAUGGUAGUAUCUGCAAGCAUGAACUUUAACACAGAAAGAAUAGCAGCGAUGCAUAUUGUGCCUACACAGCAAGCAAUUGUGCGAGGGCACUGCCUUGAUGGAAGCACUGGCAACAGAGUGGCUGCAUCAGCUGAAAGUCAUUGCUGUUGAUGAACAGCUGAGAGUCAUUUAUGAGGAUAACAUUCAUUUUGAUAAAGACCUUCCAGAAUUUAAGACUCAAGGUGGAGUCCAUAUUCAUGGUGACAGACUGACAGUCACUUCUCCUGUGCUAAUGUGGGUCAAGGCUCUAGAUAUGAUUUUGGAAAAGAUGAAGUCUUCAGGCUUCAACUUCUCUCAAGUCAGAGCUUUGUCUGGUGCUGGACAGCAACAUGGCAGUGUGUUCUGGAAAAAAGGAAGCAUCCAAAAUUUGAAGAAUGCAUCAUCCAAAGUGCCUUUACAUCAGUCACUGAAGGAUUGUUUCUCAGUCAGUAACAGCCCCAUCUGGAUGGAUUCUAGCACAGCUGCCCAGUGUAGUGCUCUGGAGAAAGCCUUGGGGGGAGCACAGCACUUGUCGACUAUCACUGGUUCUCGAGCCUAUGAGCGUUUUACAGGAAACCAGAUAGCAAAGAUUUACAGCCAGAAUCCCGAGGCCUACAUGCAAACUGAGAGAAUCUCUUUGGUUAGUAGUUUUGCAGCUUCCCUUUUCCUAGGAGCUUAUGCACCCAUUGAUUACAGUGAUGGUUCUGGUAUGAACUUACUGCACAUUUGGGAAAAGGUAUGGUCUGCACCCUGCCUUGAUGCUUGUGCACCUGGAUUAGAGGAGAAGCUAGGAUGCCCUGUACCAUCCCAUUCAGUCCUGGGGCCUAUUUCUCCAUAUUACAGUCAGCGUUACGGCUUUAGCCCAGACUGCAAAGUAGUAGCAUUUACGGGAGACAAUCCAGCAUCAUUAGCAGGGAUGAGACUUCAAGAAGGAGAUAUCGCAAUUAGCCUUGGCACAAGUGACACGUUGUUUCUGUGGAUCCAAGAACCAACUCCUGCCUUAGAAGGUCAUAUCCUCUGCAAUCCUGUUGAUUCCCGCAUGUAUAUGGCACUUUUAUGUUUUAAGAACGGCUCUCUGAUGAGAGAGAAGAUCAGAGAUGACUGUGCUUCAGGCUCCUGGGAGGAAUUCUCCAAAGCCUUAUCUUCUACUGUUGCUGGGAACAAUGGAAACUUAGGUUUCUACUUCGAUGUGAUGGAAAUUACUCCUGAAGCAGUAGGGAUUCACAGAUUCAAUGGAGACAACCAAAAGGUUUCUGCUUUUCCGAAGGAGGUGGAAAUACGAGCGUUGAUUGAAGGGCAGUUCAUGGCCAAGAGGAUUCAUGCUGAAAAGCUGGGAUAUAAAGUCAUGCCCAGAACAAAGAUUUUGGCAACUGGUGGUGCAUCCCACAAUAAGAAGAUCUUACAGGUCCUGUCUGACGUGUUCAACGCGCCGGUGUACACCAUCGACACUGCCAACUCUGCCUGCUUAGGAAGUGCUUACAGAGCAAUCCAUGGGCUUGUAGCUGAGAUGGAUGUGUCCUUGGCUGAUGUUGUGAAAUCGGCACCAGAGCCUAGACUGGCCGUUACUCCCGCUGCUGGGGCUGAGGAGCUCUAUCGUCCACUUCUGAAAAGAUAUGCUGAGCUGGAGCAGAAGGUUACCUACCACCCAAGCUCUUCCUGUCUUCCCAAAUAGAAGCAAACAAAAACGUGUGAGUUAGCUGAAGAGUGGACUCCAAGGAGCUGUUUAAAUCAUUUGAAGGCAAAUAAUUGUUAACUGUCUGGGUUUGAGCAUGUUGCUGGAGAAAAAGCUGCACUGUGAUUUAACACCUGAUUAAAGAAAGCAUUGCACUGC
Pogoniulus pusillus (Red-fronted tinkerbird) is the source of this 3938-nucleotide messenger RNA. It is a transcript of the gene XYLB, whose product is annotated as xylulokinase. NCBI's taxonomy places the organism in Eukaryota, Metazoa, Chordata, Aves, Piciformes, Lybiidae. Gene Ontology annotation, molecular function: D-xylulokinase activity. Gene Ontology annotation, cellular component: cytosol. The coding region runs from base 2187 to 3779 and encodes 530 amino acids. The transcript has 20 exons. The record is from RefSeq and is a predicted model, not a curated record. Gene Ontology annotation, biological process: phosphorylation; D-xylose metabolic process; xylulose metabolic process.